Molecule: messenger RNA, 3672 nt
Organism: Myripristis murdjan (pinecone soldierfish)
Lineage: Eukaryota; Metazoa; Chordata; Actinopteri; Holocentriformes; Holocentridae
Gene: st6galnac5a
Product: ST6 (alpha-N-acetyl-neuraminyl-2,3-beta-galactosyl-1,3)-N-acetylgalactosaminide alpha-2,6-sialyltransferase 5a
Exons: 5
Coding region: 353-1360 (335 amino acids)
Biological process (GO): oligosaccharide metabolic process; ganglioside biosynthetic process
Molecular function (GO): alpha-N-acetylgalactosaminide alpha-2,6-sialyltransferase activity
Source: RefSeq, a predicted model, not a curated record
CAUCGCUGAAUGGGAAAUAACCAUUAGACAAAAUGUCCUUAUCAUCCUCUUGCAGGUAGUCGCUUUAAUUAACUGCGCUGCGCCGCUCUACCCCGACAGACCCCAAACCUGGGGGGCAUUAAGACCCUGCAGAGGACACAACAGUCAACAUCUGUCGCCUCGGUCUCCACUGUAUGAAUUGCGCCUGGGUUCCAGUCUGAAGACGCGCAGGCAGCAGUCAGUCUGGCACAGUGCGGGGACCCCGGCGUGGAUGUGCUCAAGUGGAUCCGGGAUGCGAACAGAUGAUGCUUGACCAUGAGAGAAAGUGGAGCCACACGCACCGAGCCGCAGGAAUAAGACAGCGCGCCGCAAAAUGAAGACACCUAUGCGCCAUGGGGUAGCCGUGUUUCUAGUCAUCCUCCUGUGCGCCACCUUGUUCCUUGUGUACAACGGCAGCUUCAACAGCGCUUUCAGGGACGCCAACGACACGCACAUCCGACCACAUGAGCAGCUGCGGCGGCCCACCAAAGCCUCCGUCAGGGUGGCCGAGCCUCACCCCCCGGUCCUCAAGGGAUACAGUGGCAUCAUCGACCAUAAGCCUCUCAAGAUGCACUGCCAAACCUGCGCCCUGGUAACCAGCUCGGGUCACCUCAUCGGAGGCGGGCGGGGGGAAGAGAUCGACCGUGCGGAGUGCGUCAUCCGCAUGAACGAUGCCCCCACCGCCCGGGGUUAUGCCCGCGAUGUCGGUCGCCGCACUUCGCUACGCGUCAUCGCCCACUCCAGCAUGCAGAGGGUCCUGCGGAGUCGCCACGAGCUGCUCAACGCCAGCCAGGACACGGUGUUCAUCUUCUGGGGCCCCAGCAGCUACAUGAGGCGAGAUGGGAAGGGCCUGGUGUACAACAACCUGAGGCUGAUGAGCCAGGUGCUGCCCAAGCUCAAGGUCUACAUCAUCUCCUGGCAGAAGAUGCUGCAGUUCGACGAGCUUUUCAAGAAGGAGACCGGCAAGGAUAGAAGACUGUCCAACUCGUGGUUGAGCACUGGCUGGUUCACCAUGACCAUUGCCCUGGAGCUGUGUGAUAGGAUCAAUGUCUAUGGCAUGGUUGCCCCUGACUUCUGCAGGGAGCCCCAGCACCACUCCGUCCCGUACCACUACUACGAGCCGCGCGGCCCGGACGAAUGCGGCAUGUACAUCUCCCACGAGCGCGGCCGGCGAGGAAGCCACCACCGCUUCAUCACCGAGAAGCGGGUCUUCGCCAACUGGGCGCGGACGUUCGACAUCCACUUCUACCAGCCCGACUGGAGCCCGCCGCCUCUCCCGACCAACCGGACGCUGGAGGGCCUCGUCACCGCGGCGGCACCCGUGCUUCCCCAGAAGACGUGACUGGUGUCGGGGCGCGGCAGACGCUGAAGGCAUCCAUCUCAGAGGGACUCGGGAUUGGUGACGGGGGUGGGGUGAGGGUGUGCUUGCACUGAGGGCUUCAACACCCCCUGCAGAUAUGAGACCGGACGAGUAGAAAACUAGCGGACCCAGAUGGAGAUCGAGUCCUGUGCUCCUGUUGGACGUACCGAACUUUCUCCAAUUCUGUGUCUUUACCGCUUUGGCGGAACCGGUUCCAAGACUUGGCCAUCUUGUGACGUGAGGCUACACAGAGCAAGGAGGCGACACCGUGACACACUCCACUGUUGAUGCAUGCAAUGUUUUACUGUGGAUCUUCCUGGUCUUUCUGCGUUUGUGUGCGCAUGCGUGUGCGCGCGUGUAUGUGUAUGUUUACCAGAGGGACGCGCAGAGCAUACAACCGUGACUUUGGGCCUAACCACGAAAGCCCCUGUUUGACUACCAAGGUUUCACUGCUCCCAGUUCAUAGAAAAACACCCACUGCAGCGCCUGUCAGCUCACAAUGAGGACUAAAUUUGCUGCUGGACAUGGUACAUGCUGCAUACUAAUAGCGUCAUUUAAUUCAAAAUGCGAUCUUAAUUGAUCUCAUCUAUUUGAGAAUGUAUGAAUGAUCCCGGUUCAGAUUUUGCAUCAGUUUGCAGGUUUCGAGGAUGGAGGAGGUCAAGUGGGAUGAGACUCUCCGGGCCCUUGCGUUGCAUGUCGAGGCAGAGACAUGUGAAUCAUUCCUCCGAGCUUCAUCCAUACCGCUUGUCGCGUGCGCGCACCUUAAGCUCGCACAGGUGUCAGCCGAGUCAAACUUCGCAGUUGCAGCACUCCCGACUUGAAUGACGGCGCGUCUCAUUCGCCGGGACGUUCCCAUCCCGCGUGUGUAUGUGUCUGCGUCGUCUCGUCUGCACCUUGGCGUAUACGUAUGUAUCAUAAGGCUUUGUCAGCUCCUGUCACCAGUUAAUAGGGCGAUUUAUAUAGCUACAAGCUGGAUUUCCAUGUAAAUGCACAGCCAUGUCACACACAAGACAAGUGGGAGAUUAAGAUCGAGAGCGGGGAUGUGGUGGCGGCAUCCAUCCUACUAUAUUCAUCUGCUGCCGCCUCUGCCAUCCUAUAAGCCUCAUAGGACAAUAGCACCAUUUGGGAAAAUAUUGGGAUUUUUUUUCCGCCCCUUAGAUUGAUGAGCAUGUGAUCCGUGCACUCCCUCCUUCCCUCUCGAUAAAUGAUGAGCGUGUGCUGUAUGCAAUCUCAUCUGCCAUCGCUCGCUCUCAUUUGAUAAGUGUAACAUGUAAGAUAUCCCGUUCUCUCUCUCUCUCUCUGAGACCUUUGUUCCCGUCUCUCCAUCUCAGUGAGGAUCAGACGUCAGUCAAGAGAAGGCGACGAGAGGCGUUGUUAUCUUAAUGGUAUAUCCUGGUGCUAAGUCCCUACUGAUUUUACCUUCAUCGCUGUAAUGUGAGUAAUGAGGGCUGGGAUGCUUUGGGUCAGACACACAGGUGCUCACACAAAAGGGGAACGUGUUUCGAGCUACGUUCCCCCCCGGUGGAGAUGAAGAGGCGCCUGCUCCUCGUGCGGCGCUACAUCACCAGGAGCUGUGGGAGUGCUGCCUGUGCGCGCUGACACCCGGCACUCGGAAUCUGCAUCUAAUGCCAAGAUCCAUGUGUGUUUGUGUCUGUUUUCCCCGAGAGGCUGAGCGGCGGUGUGCAGCAACAUGUAUCUGCAAAGUGAACAAGCUCUUGAACAUCUGAGGCUCCUGCCUAAGUCAGUCUGUACAGGGUCACAGUAUAUUGUUAUGCCAGUUUUUUUUUUUUUUCUGUCUUCUCUUUUUGCACAUUAUGGAAACAAGUCAUUCCACUCAAUAAAAGACUUUCUUUUUUUUUUUUUUUUUCAAAGGGAGUCUGGCAUUCAGUAGUCCAUUUUUACACUGUUGUAGACAAAUAUAGAGUGGCAAAGAUGUGGGGGAAAAUAAAUAACUGACUGAAAUGCGUCUUUUGUAUUUGGAAGUAGCAGCAGCUGCAUGUCAAAUGAAGAUGAAGUGAACAGGUUUAGUGGAAGAUGGGAAGCCGGUGACUCACCCUCGCCCUCAACUGAUGGCGCUACCUCCUGCCGUCUUACUUUUGUGUCUUUCUUCCUGUCUGGUUGUGCCAUCAGGCUGCCUCAUAUUGAAAUAAUAAUGAAAGACAGGCAGGGAUACAGGAGCGUCUCAUUUACCCCCACCUGGAGCUAAAAAUAAUCCCCCCGACCGUGCUCGCAGCUGAACAAGUGUUAGAGCGCCCCGUGUAUUUGCAAGUAGUGGUGCCACAUCUGAAGAGAAG